AAUCAUAACAUCAUCCAAAAAUCAAAAUGGCUCCACCUCCAAUCACCACUCUGUCCCUUUCCCUCAUUCUAAUCCUCCUAUGCGGCUCCACCUCCGCCCAGCUCCGCCAGAACUACUACAGCAACACCUGCCCCGACGUCGAAAACAUCGUGCGCAAGGCCGUCACCGCCAAGUUCCAACAGACCUUCGUCACCGUCCCCGCCACCAUCCGCCUCUUCUUCCACGACUGCUUCGUCUCCGGCUGUGAUGCGUCGGUGAUCGUGGCGUCGACUCCAGGCAACACGGCGGAGAAGGAUCACCCCGACAACCUCUCCCUCGCCGGAGAUGGCUUCGACACCGUGAUCAAGGCCAAAGCCGCCGUUGACGCCGUCCCCGGGUGCCGGAACAAGGUCUCCUGCGCGGAUAUUCUCGCCUUGGCAACUCGCGAUGUCAUUAAACUGUCGGGUGGGCCAUCGUAUCCAGUAGAAUUGGGAAGGCUAGAUGGAUUACGUUCAACUUCCGCGAGUGUUGAAGGAAAUCUUCCAAAGCCAACUUUCAAUUUGAAUCAACUGAAUUCCAUGUUUGCUUCAAGAGGCCUCUCUCAAGCUGACAUGAUUGCUCUGUCAGCAUGCCACACUGUGGGAUUCUCGCACUGCGACAAAUUCUCGAACCGAAUCUACAACUUCAGCCCGCGAAACCCGGUCGACCCGAGCCUGAACAAGGCCUACGCGACCCAACUACAAGGCAUGUGCCCGAGAAAUGUGGACCCGAGGAUCGCCAUUGAUAUGGACCCUACAACUCCUCGGAAAUUCGACAAUGCCUACUUCAAAAAUUUAAUCGAUGGGAAGGGACUCUUCACGUCGGAUCAGGUGCUCUUCACCGACUCGAGAUCCAAGAACACGGUCAAUCUAUGGGCUUCGAACGUGAAAGCGUUUAACGAAUCUUUUAUCACGGCCAUCACUAAGUUGGGCCGGGUCGGGGUCAAGACCGGGAGGAACGGUAACAUCCGGUUUGACUGUGGGAGAUUUAAUUAAUUUGAGUUUAAUAACACAAGCUUGCCUAAAUUGGUUGGCUUGGUUGGUUUCAUUUUGUGGGAUGGCCACGUUGUUGAGAAAGAUCUAUUAGAUUCGUUUCCAAACAAGACAUGCUUGUUGAUGAUCUGCAUGUGCAGAGUUUGAUGUUUGCAACAAUAAUUGUGAUAUUCCAUCUUUAAAACUUUGAUUUUUUUUUGUGACAUGUUAUGUACGUUGUACAAGUUGUAUAUGGAUGCCUUACUUGAAUCGGGUGUA
This is a messenger RNA of Salvia splendens (bonfire salvia), 1268 nucleotides long. RefSeq names its product peroxidase 51. Lineage: Eukaryota; Viridiplantae; Streptophyta; Magnoliopsida; Lamiales; Lamiaceae. The transcript has 4 exons. The record is from RefSeq and is a predicted model, not a curated record. Gene Ontology annotation, molecular function: peroxidase activity; heme binding. The coding region runs from base 27 to 1013 and encodes 328 amino acids. Gene Ontology annotation, biological process: hydrogen peroxide catabolic process; response to oxidative stress.